GGCGAAGAAGAAGAUGGUGACGGCGGAGAAGAAUGGAUACUGCGGCGGCGGGGACGAGGCACACAUGCGUGAAGCUCGAGAUUUACACCCCUGCGAGCGAACCAGUCUUCGUCAAGGGAACGUGGUUCGAGGGUCGCUUCGACCUCUCCAUCACCGAAGGCCUCCACUCUUGGGUCUGCCACGCUAGGGAAGAGGAUGUGAGAGAUAGAGCGGCGCAGUGGGUCAGCCAGUAUCCGAGUAUAUCCAAUUGGCGGAGAAGC
Molecule: messenger RNA, 260 nt
Organism: Linum tenue
Lineage: Eukaryota; Viridiplantae; Streptophyta; Magnoliopsida; Malpighiales; Linaceae
Source: the annotation of a GenBank genome assembly